Molecule: messenger RNA, 1611 nt
Organism: Paecilomyces variotii
Lineage: Eukaryota; Fungi; Ascomycota; Eurotiomycetes; Eurotiales; Thermoascaceae
Product: hexose carrier protein
Exons: 5
Coding region: 1-1611 (536 amino acids)
Biological process (GO): transmembrane transport; carbohydrate transport
Cellular component (GO): membrane
Molecular function (GO): carbohydrate:proton symporter activity
Source: RefSeq, a predicted model, not a curated record
AUGGGCUACACAACGGUAUGGAGACGCCUGUCUCCCGCUCAACUCAAUGUGGCCAUUCAGGCUUUCUCCCUGCUUUGCAUAUUCUUCGAGGGAUAUGACCAAGGUGUGAUGGGAGGAGUCAACAGCUCGCCGAGAUACGUCGUGGAGGUUGGCAUUGGCAAACCUGACGGCACCGUCACCGACACUACCCAUCAGGGUGGCAUUGUCAGCGUCUACUAUCUCGGAUGUAUCUUUGGCUGCUUUGCGGGAGGUUGGCUGGCCGACCGCAUUGGACGUAUCAACGGUCUUUUCAUUGGCUCUAUAUUUGCGCUCAUUGGAGGUGCUCUGCAGGCUGCCAUUCAAAGCUCCGAUUUCAUGUUGGUCGCUAGAGUCGUGACCGGUGUUGGUACUGGAGCAUUGACUGGUAUCACGCCGGUGUUUGUGUCAGAGACUUCUUCGGCUGAGCAUCGCGGUGGCUUCUUGGGAUACGUCUUCAUUGCAAACUAUCUCGGUAUUUCUGUGGCCUACUGGAUGUCCUUCGGCCUUGCCUUUAUCAACAAUGGCUAUUCUGAUAUCCGCUGGCGCUUUUUGCUUGCCUUCCAAUGCAUUCCUGCCCUGCUGCUGGUGAUUUUCAUCAAGAUGCUACCGGAUAGCCCACGUUUUCUUGCAUCGGUUGGCCGUAACGAGGAGGCUCUGGAUCUGCUCACCAGGAUCCGAGCCCAUAAGGCGACUCCGUUGGAGAUUAAUCGCGAGUACUCGGAGAUUGUUGCUGCUGCUAAAGACAGCCAGCCCAGUUCUCCUCUUCAAUUCGUCAAGAUCUUGGUUGGCAAGGGCGGCAAACCUGGCAGCAAUCUGGGCCGACGUGCUUGGCUUUGCGUGUGGCUUCAGAUCAUGGCCUCCUGGACUGGUAUUACGGCUGUCACGGCAUACUCUCCUGUCCUUCUCAGUCAAGCUGGUUAUAGUACGGUUACCCAAAACGGUCUUGCUGGAGGACUGAACACAAUCGGUAUUCUGGGUACCCUCAUCAGUACGCAGAUCGUAGAUCGACUUGGUAGGAGGAUGUGUCUGAUGCUAGGCUCCGCGGUUCUGUUCGCCGUUGAACUAGUGGCGGGCGGCGUCUAUGAAGGCUCCCUUCAACACCCCGAGAAGGCCGCGCAGUUUGCACCAGCUGCCGUGGCUAUGCUCUUCCUCUUUAACUUGGGAUACGCUGCGACUUGGGGAACGGUAGCCUUCCUUAUCCCGACAGAGAUCUUCCCAUCGGAUCUGCGGGCCCAAGGAAACGGUUUUGGCGUCACUGGAUGGGCUAUCGGAGUGGGUAUGACCACACUCGUCAACCCCGUCAUGUUUGGAAGUCUGAAAAGCCGCAGCUACUUCCUGCUGGCUGGCUUGAACCUUCUUUGGAUCCCUAUUGUGUAUCUGUUCUACCCGGAAACUCGCAACCGGUCAUUGGAAUCCAUUGACCUGUUGUUCUCCACCCCAGAGCCAUUCUAUUGGAACAUGGAGCGGGCUUAUCGCAUGCAUAUAGAUGCGCUUGGAGACGGAGAGACUGGGAAGGCCACCGACGAGGGCAGCAACAAACUCGCUGCAGACCAAGAAAUCACCCACCAAGAAUUCUGUGAGACAGUUGUGUGA